AUGGCGAAUGAUCAACAACAGCUUGCAUUAAUUGAAAAACCUUUACAUCUUAGUUAUUUACGAGAUUUUCGUGUUGAACAAUGUCAAUUAUUUCUUCAACAUAAAUGUACUCAACAUCGCCCUUUUUCAUGUUUUUAUUGGCAUUUUCAAAAUCAACGUCGUCGACGUCCUUUUCGUCGAGCAGAUGGCACAUUUUCAUAUGAUCCAGAUUUUUAUUGUAAUGAUUACGAUGAACAAAGUGGUGUUUGUCGAAAUGGUGAUGAGUGA
Messenger RNA from Adineta steineri, 267 nucleotides. The record is from the annotation of a GenBank genome assembly. NCBI's taxonomy places the organism in Eukaryota, Metazoa, Rotifera, Eurotatoria, Adinetida, Adinetidae.